This is a messenger RNA of Saccostrea cuccullata (small rock oyster), 2659 nucleotides long. Its product is annotated as A disintegrin and metalloproteinase with thrombospondin motifs 4-like. NCBI's taxonomy places the organism in Eukaryota, Metazoa, Mollusca, Bivalvia, Ostreida, Ostreidae. The transcript is spliced from 23 exons. The record is from RefSeq and is a predicted model, not a curated record. Gene Ontology annotation, molecular function: metalloendopeptidase activity. Bases 1 to 2607 code for a protein of 868 amino acids. Gene Ontology annotation, biological process: proteolysis; extracellular matrix organization. Gene Ontology annotation, cellular component: extracellular matrix.
AUGGGUUGUUACCAGGCACGAAAACAGGACAUUGAAAUUUACGGAAAUAAAAAGAUACACGAAUCAACCUUAAAGUCUUUAUUUGAAAGAAACAUUGAGGAAAUUGAGGCGAUUGAUAUUUCUAGCUUAAAAGAGGUUGGCCAUGAUAAUAGACGGUCAAAUGUCCGAAGUACCAGAGGGUUAUCACCAACAGAACUCAGCCUGUCAGCUUUUGGUGAGGAUUAUCAGUUACAAGUAUCUAAGCCGGAAUCCGUGUUACACCCGGAAGUCAAGAUUGUAACCAGGAAUGAAGAUGGCGACCAAGAGUGGAAAGGAGUAAUUCCGGAUUGCUUCUUGGUCGGUCACGUGACUUCACACAACGGAACUGCUUCCCUGUCACAUUGUGAAGGCUUGAAAGGAACACUAACCACGCCAUCUGGAGAUUUUCAAUUGAGAGAGCUACCCAAAGUUCACAACAAAAGACUCCAUUUCUCAGAUGAGGAUACCGUUCUUGUGGUUGGUAGAAUGAGACAGAGAAACAACAUGGGAGGGACAGGUGUUAACGUUAGAGAUGUCAGUCUAUCUGCACUGGAUGACCAAAUAAUAAAACUAAAGGACAAAAACAGAAGACAGACCACCACAAAGGAUGUGGUUGUUGAACUGGCAGUGUAUACAGACAGCAAAUACACAGAAAGACUUCGAUCCAAGGACACUGCAAGGAGAAUUGAACUUAUGAUUGUUAAAUAUAACGGGGUACAGAUGGAAUAUUCUAGAUCGGAUGUUCUCGGCUACAAUGUAAAAAUCCAGAUUAAAUAUUUUGGUUUUUGGGAGAAGGAUCCGUCCUUUUAUUCUACACAUUAUCACCUUGGGAACAUCUUGGAUUCAUUUUGUGAGGGCAUGCGCAAGAGUCCCAUAAAUUACGAUAUCUUCUAUAUGCAUACCGGAGAGACGCACACUAACGUUAAUGGGAAUGCCUUUCAGGCUUCUGCUUGUAAUCCACUUUACCAUUGUGGUAUCGAUAAUUUACCAGUAUUAGCACACGCAGGUACAGCCCACGAGCUAGGACACAGUAUGGGAAUGCGGCAUGACGAUGAAGUAGGAUGUACCGGAAGUGACAGAGGUGUGAUGGGAGGAAAAGGGACAGGCUGGAGUUCCUGCAGUAUCAGAGACUUUGAUAAAUUUCUACAAAGUGAGAAGGGCCAGUGUUUGUUUCGCAAAGAUGUAACCGUCUUUGGUCCCCUCACACCAGCGCUUCCUGGUCAGAUGCACAGUGCAGACGAAUUAUGCGAGAUGCAGUAUGGCCCAAAUUUUCACUUCCGUAAUUUUUACUUUCUUGGGGAUUGCGACGCUUUAUAUAGCUGUGCAGACUUGAACGAAGGAAAUUUAUUUGGACAAAUGAUUACGUCAUCAUCGCACACCCUUAAUGGAAUAUAUUGUGGAACAGGCAAAAUAUGUUUCAAUCGGAGAUGCGCGACAUUUGAAGAGGUCAAAAUGAAACCAGGUGUUGUCAGGCCCGGGGGUUGGGGACAGUGGGCAAAUUGGCAGCCCUGCUCCAGGACUUGUGGGACAGGGUUAACCUACAGGAGGAGAUUCUGCAACAAUCCAAGUCCUUUGAACCAUCCUGGCUGUGAAGGCGGAGAUGACAAUGGAUAUGAAGCCAGGACUUGUAAUCCUGAGCCCUGCCCCAACGACAGUUCCGACAUAAACACGCUUAUAAAUCAGCGGGCGUCUGAAACCUGCAGUAGAUUGUUAAAGAAUAAAGUAUUAGACUCUACAAAGUACACCUCGGUUGGAAGGAAAAUGAACUCUAAUGGGCAUAUGAAAUGCGAGGUGUCAUGUGCUGCGGUGUCGGGAUAUACUACGCCUUCUUUUACAAGGUUUGGCUUAAUGCCCCAAGGUACCCCGUGCGGAGGGCCCGCUGAAAAGAGCUACAGAUGUUUGGACGGCUAUUGUAGGUUUUUUGGUUGUAACGGAGAGCUCAACGGUAUAUAUGACAUCUGCGGUGUUUGUAAAGGAGAUAAUUCUACGUGUAAAGUAAAUGGAGUGUAUACGGAGAGAACAGCACGAGGUACAAGGAAGACAAUUACAGAGAUACCCGCUGGAGCUAUUAACAUACGUUUUUGGUUUGACUGGCUAGGAGUUAUGAGGGAAAACUAUGUAGAAAUGUACAACAAAGAUGGACUGGUAAUUCUGUCCAGCUUUAAACAAUGGAUAUGGGAUACGACAAAGAACCCCACAAAUUUCGCGGGUACAUAUUGGAAUUAUACUUGGUGGCGUCAAGACCUGUACGCUAAAGGGCCCCUCACAGAACCUGUCAUCAUUAAGCACUACAGACAUGGUGACAAGAAUAAUACUGGCAUUAACUAUACGUAUACUGUACCAAAAUCUGCUAAGACUUGUCAAGGACAGUGCGCUAAUGGUGGAACAUUUAACACAAAGAUCUGCUCAUGUGACUGUCCUAGUGGAUUUUAUGGACCGGAGUGCACCAGUCGUUGUAACAUAUACUGCUUCAAUGGUGCAACAGUUGAUCAGUCUAACUGCGCAUGUCAGUGCAAGGAGCACCAGACCGGAAGUCAGUGUAAAUGUGAGACAGGAUACGGCGGCGAAGACUGUAAAACGAAAAUUUAGGAUACACUUUUUGAUAAAGAUACAUGUAUCAUUGAAAAUAAAAGGUAUUUUC